Molecule: messenger RNA, 1056 nt
Organism: Aureobasidium melanogenum CBS 110374
Lineage: Eukaryota; Fungi; Ascomycota; Dothideomycetes; Dothideales; Saccotheciaceae
Product: acyltransferase-domain-containing protein
Exons: 4
Cellular component (GO): endomembrane system
Molecular function (GO): acyltransferase activity
Source: RefSeq, a predicted model, not a curated record
AUGUCGAGACCGCAUGUCGAGGCAGCUUCGAAAGCCAUUGGCGAUACUUUGCUGGGGGCAGGAUUCGAUAUUUUGAAGUCAAAAGCUGGAGAUCAACAUCCAGCAGGGCCACCUCAACAUGGUGCCAUGGGACAGGCUGAGAGAGCCUUCUCUGCUGCAUCAACCUUCCUUUCAGGAGUUUUGGCUAUAAGCGCUUCGCAAUUCAUUGGUGCUCCGUUGAAGCUCAUUGAUCCUAAGUUCUACGAUGGAUACAUGGCAUGGACUAAAGAGUCUUUUGCUGUCCUUACUGCGACCAUGACUCAAUGGUGGGCGCCUACUGCUGUCAGAGUCACUGGAGACGAGAGUAUGAAGGAUCAACUAUAUCAGAUGGAAGAUGGAAGUCUUCGAUGCAACUUUCCUCACAGACUUGUCAUGAUGGCCAACCAUCAGCUUUAUACGGACUGGCUAUACCUCUGGUGGAUUGCAUACACCAACAAGAUGCAUGGACGAAUUUAUAUCAUCUUGAAAGAAUCUCUGAAGAACGUCCCCAUCUUCGGUUGGGGUGCCCAGUUCUACAACUUCAUCUUCUUGUCACGAAAAUGGGAGACGGACAAGAGUCGUUUCCAACGGCAUCUGAGCCAACUCAGUAAUCCCAAAGACCCUAUGUGGCUGCUGAUAUUCCCAGAAGGCACAAACUUGAGCGAAACUACUCGGGCGAAAAGCAAGGCCUGGGCAGACAAACAAGGUAUCAGCGAUAUGAAGCAUCAACUGUUGCCUCGCAAAACCGGACUGCAAUUCUGUCUUCAGCGUCUAAAGGAGUCAACAAAUUGGUUAUACGACUGUACAAUUGCUUACGAGGGUGUUCCGGAAGGUCAAUUCGGACAGGACAUAUUCACACUUCGAUCUUCAUUCUUCGAGGGUCGUCCACCCAAGUCAGUCAAUAUGUACUGGAGACGGUUCAAGAUCAGCGAUAUCCCAAUCGACAACGACGAAGCCUUUGAGAGAUGGCUCAAGAACCGCUGGACCGAGAAAGACUACCUGCUGGAGCACUUCUACCGCCAUGGCUCAUUCCCUGCC